UGCUUCGUCCUCGUGUGGCCAGUGGGGUAAGCGCGGCGCUGGGUGAGCGGUGCUGCCGGUUAAAGGAGGAAAAAAAACCAAAAAACACCCUUUUUGCAAAUUAUUUUGCUGUUUACUUCAAAAACGUGUCUGUUAGCAAGUCCCAAGAUGACUUUGAUUGAAGAUUAAGGCAACAUGUGUUUUCCAUUUAUUUUUUAUGGUGUGUUGUUUUCCGCUCUUGGCACGAGUUGCUUCACUGGGACUUGUUCAAACACCGACGCUGAUAAAUUUUGGUGCAGCUGAGAGCGUUGCCAUUUUGAGCACUGCCGGUUCGGCGUUAGGCCUCGGCUGCACCGCCUCGAGACCGACUCCCUGGCUGCUGUCUUGUGGCAACAGCAUAGGGAAUCAAAACACAACAAAACCUGAAAAAGGAAAUGUAAUUUUGAAAAGCAGCUUGCCCGGAGAGAUUCAGGGUCUGAAAUUUCUUGUGGCAUUGCCAGGAUUUCAUGGGAGUGGUGGCCAGCUUCUCGGGUUAACGGCUGCUACGCUGUUGUCCUGUGUCUGCUUUCCUAGCCCAGUGACGAGAAUGGUAAAAAUUGCGCUUAAUUUGCAAGAAUAGGAACUGCAGUAAUCACUUCUCCCCGCUUAAUUUUAUCACUGUAACUCUCUAGACUUACUUCCUCUCCAGACUUACUGUAGAAACUUUAUGUGAGAAAUGCGUACGAUAUAGUCUUGUCUGAGAUUGAGGAUGAGGUCCUAGAGCUUUUAUGGAUGGUAAGUCUUCCAGCCCUGGUUCCGCUUCCAGCCUCCUGGACAAAUUCAUGUGUCAUCCUUGGGAUGUUUCUGGAUUGCAUUAAAGUGGCAAAUGAGGUCAUGUUUGGGGAUUUAAUUUAUCAACGAUCCAUGUAGUCUUGCCAGUGUCACCAGAAUUAUCCUGACAGUGAUUUUCACCUAAAAGUUUGAAAGUGAAUGGCCAGAGAGAAGGUGCAUUUUGACGUCUCUCUCAUGUUGUCUUUGGCUUUUAUUAAAAUAAAGUUUAAAAAAGCAUGAAAGGGAUUUUCCUGCCUUUCUACUUCAGAGAGGGGAACUAGAUAUUGCUUAACUCGCAGUUGCUGGAGAAUUCAGUUUGUGUUCUGGUGAAUUUUAACAUUUUACAAAUAUUGACAACCUGCAAGAGCAGUAGGCAAAUAUCAUUGCUUCAGUUUAGUUCAAGGGGAAGAUAAACUGCACUGGUUCCUUACUCCCUCUCUAUUGCUGAUCUCCAUGCCAGGCUUCAUCUGAUGCUCUCUGAACCAUGCUUCCUUGUGAGUUUAAGCUGCCAGUUUGGCUACAAGCAGCUGCUCUUGAUGCAGUCAAUAGCAGACAAGGCAGUGUUAUUCCUAAAAGCUAUGUAUUUAUCGGUCCGCAGUUCCCAACAACAUAUGCAGCUGCAAGUGGGUUUUCAAGGAGUCAAAUCUCAAUCUGAAGUCCCUGAAGGGAGAACCGAAGCCGAUAGAUGCUGUGCAGCCAAAGCCAGGCUUUGUGUCCACUUGCAUACAGACCCUGCAUUCUUGUAGUCUGCCCUUUCAAAGAGGAUCAUUGGAAAGCAGUGAAGAUCCGGAGUCCCAAGAUGUGUCUCUUGUCCAUAAAUACUUAAUCUAAUUUAGUGGAUAUUUGAAUUUGACUGUCAUGGGUCUAAAUAAUUGUAUGUAGGAAUAUUGAUGAGACCAUUGCAUGCAGUUUUUUUGGAAAAAGUGGUCAAAGGAAAUGGAUAGUUAUUCAGACUUCAGUGCAAAGAACCUCUCAGCUCCAGCUAAUAUGUCCAUUUCUUUGCCUGGGCAAACUGGACUCAGUAUCAAUACCACCAGUAGUCCUCCGUCUAUGUCAAUAAGCAGGCUUUUCCCAGCCCUGUUAGAAUGCUUCGGAAUAAUUCUUUGUGGGUACAUAGCUGGAAGAGCCAACAUUAUCACAUCGACUCAGGCCAAAGGACUGGGAAAUUUUGUCUCCCGUUUUGCACUCCCAGCGCUACUGUUCAAAAACAUGGUGGUACUUAACUUUUCUAAUGUGAAUUGGUCCUUUCUGUACAGUAUAUUAGUUGCCAAAGCUUCUGUAUUUUUCUUAGUCUGCAUUUUAACAUUGUUGGUGGCCAAUCCUGAGAAUCGAUUUAGCAAAGCAGGUUUGUUUCCAAUUUUUGCUACACAAAGCAAUGACUUUGCACUGGGAUAUCCAAUAGUUGAAGCUUUAUAUCAAACCACUUACCCAGAAUAUCUCCAGUACAUUUACCUAGUGGCUCCAAUAUCUCUUAUGAUGUUAAACCCUCUUGGGUUUAUCUUCUGUGAAAUCCAGAAGUGGAGGGAUAAUCGCACCAUGUCGCACAGCAAAAUGAAAAUAGUGGGCCUAGCGCUCCUUCGAGUUUUGCAGAACCCGAUUGUAUUCAUGGUCUUCAUAGGCAUUGCCUCAAACUUUAUUCUUGGCCAGAAGAUUCCAGAAUAUCUUGAAAACUUUCUGGAUGGACUAGGCAGUUCCUUUUCUGGCUCUGCACUUUUUUAUCUUGGACUAACCAUGGUGGGACAAACAAAAAAAGUGACAAAGGGUAUGUUUGUUGCACUGAUCCUUCUCAUCACAGCUAAACUACUUAUGAUGCCAUUUCUCUGUAGAGAAAUGGUGGAACUCUUGGACAAGAGUGACGAUGUAGUCAACCAUACCAGUUUAUCAAACUAUGCAUUUCUUUAUGGAGUCUUUCCAGCAGCGCCUGGCGUGGCAAUAUUUGCAACUCAGUUCAACAUGGAAGUAGGAAUUAUUACCUCAGGCAUGGUGAUAAGCACUUUUGUGUCUGCUCCUAUCAUGUACGUUUCUGCUUGGCUGUUGACCAUCCCAUCUAUGGAUCCCAACCCGCUGGCAUCUGCACUCCAAAAUGUUAGCUUUGACAUAAGUAUCGUCAGCCUCAUUUCCCUGAUCUGGUCUCUUAUUGUUGUUCUUUUGAGUAAGAAAUACAAGCAGCUUCCUCACAUGAUUACAACAAAUCUGCUUGUUGCUCAGUUCAUUGCUUGCAUUGGAAUGGUGAUAUGGAAUUUCAUUGUUAAAGAGAAAGACAUCACCAUACAGAUCCUAGUAUUUAUAUUCCUGUACAGCUCACUUUAUAGCACCUACCUGUGGACUGGUUUUCUGUCUUUCUCUUUGUUCUUGUUGAAGAAGAGAGAAGCAGUAAAGAUUCCCAUAGGGUUUAUUAUCAUAGCUGGAUGGGGUAUCCCAACACUUCUGGUGGGAAUCUUACUAAUAGUUGGUGAACAUAACAACGAUAGCAUUGACUCUGCCUUUUUUUAUGGAAAACAUCAGAUAAUUACCACAGCAGUGAUCCUGUUUAUCAGCAUAUUGAUGUCAGGUAUCUCACUUAUGUGCAUGAACAGAAGUAGACAGGAGUCAAACUAUGAGAUACUGAACCCAUAUUCACCUCGUAGCCAAGUGGAGGAGGUUGAAGUGGAAGGGAGUGAGGGAAAUCAGGUAUCAACAACAGCGCCUGAGCCUUCUGCAGGAACCUCUGCAAAGCCUUCUGCAGGACCUUCUGCACAUCUGUCUGUGGAAAGAGGCUGCUGUUCUUGUCAAACAACAAAUGGUGAAUUAUCCUGUGCUAGAGAGAACAAAGCAGUGUCAAAUGCCGUUGAAAGCAAGAUUCCUCCAAUUGAGACAGCGGAUCAGUGUGUGAGUCAGUGCAGCGCUCAAACUUGCAUAUUGGCACAGGAAGAGCAACUUCUACAGACUGGAGACAAACAGCUGGCCAGACAUGUGUUGCUGUGUUUACUUCUCAUUGUUGGCCUGUUUGCUAAUCUUUCCAGUUGCUUGUGGUGGCUGUUCAACCAAGAACCUGGAAGGCUUUAUGUGGAGCUGCAGUUCUUUUGUGCGGUGUUUAAUUUUGGCCAGGGCUUUAUUUCCUUUGGUAUUUUUGGCUUAGAUAAGCAUUUGAUCAUUCUGCCAUUCAAGCGAAGACUUGAAUUUCUCUGGGGAGGUAGAGAAACAGCAGGACAUGCAGAUCCCUCUCUUCCUGAGGAAAUUAGGAUGACUUGUCAACAGUUUGUUCAAUAUCACAGAGAUCACUGUGUCAGAAGUAUUGUCAGAGGGAGAAGGUGUGGUGCAAAGAUCUCCACUGGCAUCUUCUUUGGCUGUGACCUGGUAAACUGGCUCAUGCGAGUUGGCCUUGCCUCCGACCGUGGUGAAGCUGUGAUGUAUGGAGACAGACUGGUGAAAGGAGGCAUCGUGCAGCAUAUUACGAAUGAAUUUGAAUUUCGGGAUGAAUACUUAUAUUACCGCUUUAUUCAAAAGAGAUCUGCUACAGUUGAGAGCCAUUGACCUGGGCACCUACACAGACGACAGGCAGUUAAGGGUGAACGCGACCGUCUCCUCUGCCUCGACCAUUGAAACUGAAAGUAUUUCUUUCUCAGGGCCCUCAGAGAAUUGUGUGAUUCUCCCUUGUAAAGCAGCAGAAAUGUAGUUCUACUUGUGUCUAUUCUGAAGAAAAUAGUAGCAAGUGGUAUUCUUAGGAAGCAUUCGAAGCAGAAUGCAACUAGAACAAAACAGUGCUCCGUAUUUAGAGGGGUUUUGUUAUUAUUUUGAGUGUAACAAAUAGUAAAAUGAUAUGUGUCACUGUCAUAUUACAGACAUACUAUAACAGCAAAUUUAGUGGCUGGUGCCACAGUGAAAAAAACCAUGAACGUUGGGAAUAUUUUAUGUUCUUGUAUGUUUUCAGUAUUUAUUUAGUGUAAUGAAAUCUUGAUCCCUAUUUAAGGUCAGACUUCCCACUGAUUUAAUAUUAAGUAGAAUUUCUUCCGCCAUACCCAUGCUUUUACUACUUUGUACCCUUGUGUAACACCAGGAACUUUUCUCAGCUGUUUACACCUCCGAUCAGGCAGUUUAUUUCUCUCUUAAAGAUAAAAUCUUCCAUUUGUAAUGGCAUAAUUGUUGUGAAGAUGAUUAUGAUGUCAGAGAUUAAAGCUGAGAAAGUCUUAAAAGCAUGUAAAAAUAAAACCCCCCAAAUUGGAAAAUAAUAUAAUGGAGCUUAGCGUAAACAAUUGGUUUUGAAACGUUGCCCUUUGGUGGUAGUAACAGCUUUGUAAAGAGUAGACUUUGCCUUCUGAAAUUAGCCUGUCCAUUUUAAUCCAGAAGUGCCCAUCUCAAAUAGAGAAGUUACGGAAGCCUUGGAUGUGCAAGUCAAGACCCAAAAUUUUAUCAAAUCAUAAAACCUUUUAAAUGAAAUGCAACGACUUUUAAAUCUAUUCUAUAAAGAAUCCUAACUGAACAUCUGGAUUAGGUUUUAAAAUAGCUAAAGUUCUGGAAAGUUUAGUAUUGGUUACCUAAUAAAGCUUUCUGAUAAACCUCAGGUUUACCUCAUGAUGUUUAAAUAGUUACUCUAGUGUCAUUCAGAUUCCCGGGCACUGAAAGUAGAGUCUGUGUAUCUUCUACAGUACUUUGAAAUGAUAGCUAUUACUGCUAGCCUUUUAGAAUUGCAAGAACAGCAUUUAUUUGUCUACAUAAACCUUUUAAUCAGUACAGUGAGCAAAAAGGAAGCCAGAUCAUUAAGCAAAAAAAAAAAAAAACCUCUUCUUCACUUAUCUGGAAUAGCUAAACUUAAGAAUAACAUCUUUCAUCCUUUUUAAAUAAGUCUUUUGUUUUUUUAAUACAUGGAUUUUAUUGCACCUACCUAUGAGUCUGCUCUGUAUUAAGAGUUAAAAGUAGUUUUAAUAGCAUAAACUACUGUUCAAGAAACAGUCUUUUUAUGGUAGCUGUAACUCCAUGCAAGAGUUAAACUGGGAAAAAAAGAGUUCCUUUUACUAUCAAAGUCAGUCUUAUUGCCCAUCUGCAGUGUGCACAGAAACAUAACAGCAUCCCACUGCAUAAUGUAUGCUAUACAAAGUGGCAUAUAUUACAUACUUCCAGCAAAGUAACUGACGUUUGUAUCAGGUUGUGACUUAUAAACAACAAAGGAAAACAAUAGCAUAUUUCUGUUACAACUGCUGAAGAUAGCUACAUCAAUUAUUUUGGAAUAACUAGAUAUACAUGGCUUAAGAAUAGAAGCUGUGAGUAUGCCUGGCUUCUAAAAACUAACUUCUCAAUAAAUCUGUUGUUACUUGAUUUCA
Messenger RNA from Struthio camelus australis, 6086 nucleotides. NCBI's taxonomy places the organism in Eukaryota, Metazoa, Chordata, Aves, Struthioniformes, Struthionidae. The record is from RefSeq and is a predicted model, not a curated record.